AUGUCUCCCCUUCCUCCUGACCAUCAGAAAUCGGACCAGGCAUUCCUCAUGCCCACUAGUGCAACUCGUCGCCGGGGGAGCGGCCCCAGUAUUAAAAAGGCCCAGGGGCAUGUUCCGGCAUGCCUGGUCAACGCCUCGGUGACGUAUUGCAACGACGAUCAGAUCUAUGCCUUUGGCGGGUUUGAUCAGUACACAGAUGAAGUCUACAAUCAUGUCUUGAGACUCAAUCUGACUACUCUGCGAUGGGAGCUGAUUGACAACUACGGGGACAUUCCUGGGGUCCGCAUGGGACACACUGCCAACCUUCACAAUGGAGACAAAUUGAUCGUUUUUGGUGGGGAAAACGAGCAUCGCGAACACCUCUCGGACGUGGUCAUUCUGGAUAUCCCAACCUCUACCUGGCACCAACCGGAGAUUCGUGGACCGAUCCCGCACGGAAGGGCUCGCCAUGCUGCCGUGAUCCAUGAUGACAAACUGUUCAUUAUUGGAGGAGUUACCGGCGAGAAUCAUGUCCUCGACGAGCUGUCGUACCUCGACCUGAAGACUUGGACAUGGUCUCGCACAUGGAGAUUCACCGCCAGAUUUGACCACAUUGCCUGGGUCUGGGGCGACCGCCUGUGGAUAUUUGGAGGUCUCGAUCCGGAUAUGGAGCGCACGACCGACAUCUGGUGGCUUGAUCUCAAAGGCGUUCCCUCUCUCGGAAUGACAGCUUCUCAAGGUACCGUGGAUUCCCAUGUUCAGCUCAGCAGGAUUACUCAUAGCCCAGAUGGACUGCCUAGUACCUCAUCGCAUCACCAAAAUGCCCGAUCCAAUAACUAUGCGGCCAACUCGGGAAGUGUUCAAGUUCGCAACUCCAACCGACGGAAACCCAUUGCGCCCGGAGCAAUUUCUUCUCUCAAAUUCACCUCUGGUCCCCAUGUCCCGGCGCUGUUUUCCGGGACUCACUUCCAAGCCUAUGCAUCCGGCGUUCUACUGGACUUGAUCACCCCGUCCGAAACGGUGCGUGCCGACGAGUGCAAUUUGUCGUCCCUGGAUCUUGAUUCCUUGCGAUGGCAGAGAUUAGCCGAUGGCCAAGAAAUCUUCAAAAACGGAUAUCGCUGGCAUUACUGUACUAUCGAUGCGAGCGGCACCAAAGCUUGGUUAUUGGGCUGCAGUCUGGAUUCCGCCGCCACCCCCGGAACUGGCGAUGAGAACCAUAUGAGCGAGGUUCUCUGCAUCAACCUGGAAAAAUACGGGCUGUUGGGCAACCAGAUGGCGGAAUUUUCACCAAACCAGAGCCGGACGAUGUAUGGCGGCCGGCUAGGACUGGGACCAAUAUCUGGCCUUGGCUCGGAUCUCCUGGCCGUGUUCGACCAACCGCCGGAAUCCGGUACUGGUGCUGACUUUGUAAUCACCGCUAAUCCGGAUGAUCAGGACGAUUCAGAAGAUCCAUGUCAGUAUGGCGUUCCACUGCAGUUGCAAACGGAGUUGGUCCCUCAUAACGCGGCCACGUCUCCUCCCAUCCAUGUGCAUCGUCUGAUCUUGCAGCUGCGAUGGCCUCAUUUCAAGAGGCUGUAUUCGGCCCAGAUGGCUGAAUAUCAUUCCAAGAGAAUGCACAUACCCGAACCCUACUCCGUCGUCCGCGCGUUUCUCUACUACCUCUACACUGACAGCAUCUCGGCCCAUUCGGAAUACUGCCCCGAUAUCAUCGACGUGGCUGGUAUGCUCGUGAUGGCGAAUCUUUAUGACAUGCCCACGUUGCGUCUGCUAUGCGUCAACCGGCUGAGCCGCGAGCUGGAUAUCGAGAACGCCGCCAUCAUCUGGGAACGAGCUGGCCGGACGAAUGAGGAAUGGCUCAUGCGCCGCGCCGCGCAGUUCUGUCUUGGCCACUGGGGUCGCAUCGUGCGAACUGACGGGUUCAGGUCCCUUAGUCGGCAAAGUCUCGUUGAAUUAUGUGGGGUGGUCGAUAUCGAAAGCCGCGUCGUCGCCGGGUCCGAGUUAGAGAUGGCUGGAGAGCUCGGAGGCCACGGCCGAGAGCACAAGCCGUCGCAACUGGCCAUCCCAGGCCCUGCGGCUGAGGAGGCCGAUGAAAUGGAGGGUGAAGAGCUAGAGGCGAUGGAAAUGUCUUGA
Messenger RNA from Aspergillus steynii IBT 23096, 2109 nucleotides. RefSeq names its product Kelch motif domain protein. The transcript has 3 exons. The record is from RefSeq and is a predicted model, not a curated record. The coding region runs from base 1 to 2109 and encodes 702 amino acids. Gene Ontology annotation, molecular function: protein binding. NCBI's taxonomy places the organism in Eukaryota, Fungi, Ascomycota, Eurotiomycetes, Eurotiales, Aspergillaceae.